This is a messenger RNA of Limulus polyphemus (Atlantic horseshoe crab), 1409 nucleotides long. RefSeq lists its product as uncharacterized. Bases 12 to 1097 code for a protein of 361 amino acids. The transcript has 6 exons. NCBI's taxonomy places the organism in Eukaryota, Metazoa, Arthropoda, Merostomata, Xiphosura, Limulidae. The record is from RefSeq and is a predicted model, not a curated record.
AGCACUGGAAAAUGUUCUCAAAAGUUAUACAUUCCUGUUCGGCCGUGUCUGAAGUUCUUAAUCGCUGUAGUGGUAUAGCUUCGAUUCGCUUAGUAUUUCGCCUGAUGUCUUCAGAAGCCGAAAAAGACAUUUUAAAGUUCCUCAGGAAGCAUCAAAGUUUUACAACCUUUUCUCUGGGCUCUAACAGUGCUGCAAGUAUACAGUAUGUAGACACAAACCAACCAGGCCCCGCCGUUCUGCUGAUAACUGGAAUUAAGUCAGAAUUUUACGACUUUGGGGGAUUAAUCCAAGCACUAUCGAGAAAAGGUCUCAGAGUGCUGGCUCCUAAUCUUCCAGGUUUUGGGAGGAGUUUCAUACGUCCAUCAAGUUAUUUUCGCCAUAGUCCAGAAGAAGUUGCAAACGUUCUACGAAGAUUUUUGGUAUCCAUAAACGUUCCCAGAGUGGAUUUAAUGCUGGCUCACAGCGCGGGAAUAUUUCCUGCCCUAACUCUAAUAUCAGAUAAUCCCCAGUUCUUUCGUUCGAUGGUGUUGAUGUGUCCUCCUGGGUUGAGACCAUGGCGAGGAAUCAAACCUCUCUGGUUGUUUAGAGGAGGAUCAUACUGUUUUAGUAAACCGAUCUUGAAGUUAGCUGUGUUGCCGUUAUUUCGAUGGAUUCAUAAGAGAGUUAAAAUGGAAUGUUCGGAUGACACUGUGAAGGUCAACGUCCACACCAUUGGAAAUAUCGAUUUUUUAAAGGCGUCAAAGUGUGCUGAUGAUAUCGUUGCUAACAAUACGCCUGUAUUAUUAGCUUUUAGUACUAACGAUCCUUACAUCGAAAAAGCUGUGGUCUAUAGAACUGCUUGUCGAUGGGGAUUGAGAAAAGAAGACUUUUGGUGCUACGAUGACGACGGCAUAUUGAUAACUGAAGGAAAGAAUCCCUUGUCUGGCAACCAUCAAAACUACAUAGUAGGUCUAAGUUUCUCUCGGGGCCGCCACAGUAUUUUCCUUAAGUACCAAGAUAUUCUCGUGGAAGCCAUGAUGAAUAUGCUGAAUUAUGUGACUAUCCAAGAUGUUUCCCGUGAAAGCCCUGAGAAAUUCAAGGUUUUCACUAAGAUUUGAUCCAAUCCUUUAUAGCUUGGGUUUAAAUUGUAUACGAAAUAACAUUUUUAAGACGCCUGAUUACAGUGGAAUAAAAAUUGUUUAAAUUCUAGCAAACAUAGUUUAAAUUUCCAUCUCACUUAAUAGGUUGCUAUGAAUAAUUGGCCUCAAAAUAAAAUACACUUUACUAUCAAACUUAGUUUGUCGUUGUGUUUGUAAACUAAUUUGUUUUUAGUAUAACACUGUCAUGGAUUGAACGUAAAUAUACACUAGUCUUUUCUACAAGUCCUUUCGACGCGAAUCGCGUAGCUUGCUGUGUUUAGUUUAUUUGGU